Messenger RNA from Acanthamoeba castellanii str. Neff, 567 nucleotides. RefSeq names its product Raslike protein rasS, putative. NCBI's taxonomy places the organism in Eukaryota, Discosea, Longamoebia, Acanthamoebidae. Gene Ontology annotation, molecular function: GTPase activity; GTP binding; GDP binding. The coding region runs from base 1 to 567 and encodes 188 amino acids. Gene Ontology annotation, cellular component: plasma membrane. Gene Ontology annotation, biological process: Ras protein signal transduction. The record is from RefSeq and is a predicted model, not a curated record. The transcript has a single exon.
AUGGAAUACAGAUUGGUGGUACUGGGACCGGGUGGCGUUGGUAAGUCGGCGCUCACCAUCCAGCUCACGCACCAGGAAUACGUUGACAGCCACAACCCGACCAUCGAGGACUCGUAUCGAUACGACACCGAGAUCGAUGGGGAGGCGUGCCGCCUGGACAUCCUCGACACGGCAGGCCAGGAGGAGUUCGUGGCGAUGCGCGACUCUUACAUGAGCGAGGGAGAGGGGUUCCUCUGCGUCUACUCCAUCACCGAUCGCAACAGCUUCGAGGAGAUGGCAGGCUUUCACAAGCACAUCUCGAGGGUGAAGAACGAGCUUCAUGUUCCGAUGAUACUGGUGGGCAACAAGUGCGAUCUGGCCCCCGAGAAGAGGGUGGUAUCGAAGGAGGAGGGCGAGAAGCUGGCCAAGACCUUCAACUGCCCGUUCCUCGAAGCCUCGGCCAAGGAGCGCAUCAACACAGAGGAGUGCUUCUUCAAGGUGGUGCGGGAGAUUCGCAAGUAUCGACAGGCGCGCGGGUGGACCGACAGGAAGAGGUCCAAGCCGACUAAAGGGUGCUCCCUCUACUAG